AAGACAGUCACCAUGAAGUUCGUGAUCUUGGCUUUGUUCGUUGCUGGCGCCUACGGGUGCGGCCUCCCCACCUACCCCCCUGUCCUAUCCAGAGUGGUUGGUGGAGAUGAUGUUCGUCAGAGCAGCUGGCCCUGGCAGGUGUCUCUGCAGUACAAGAGUGGCAGCAACUUCUACCACACAUGUGGUGGCACUCUGAUCUCCAGUCAGUGGGUCCUGACUGCUGCUCACUGCAUCGGAGGUUACACCUACAGGGUCUACCUGGGAAAACACAGUCUGGAGACCAGCAACGAGUCUGGUUCCAUCGCCAUCAGCCCUGAGAGAAUCAUCGUCCACGAGGACUGGGACUCCUACAGAAUCCGUAACGACAUUGCCCUGAUCAAGCUGGCUACUCCCGUCAAGCUCAGUGACCAGAUCCAGCCCGCCUGUCUUCCCACUUCUGGUUCCAUCCUGGCCAAUGGUGCCCCCUGCUACGUCACUGGCUGGGGACGUCUCUGGACUGGAGGUCCCAUUGCUGACAUCCUGCAGCAGGCUCUCCUCCCUGUGGUGGACCACUCCACCUGCAGCAGGUACGACUGGUGGGGAAGUCUGGUCACCACCAGCAUGAUCUGUGCUGGAGGAGAUGGAGAUCUGGCUAGCUGCAAUGGUGACUCUGGCGGUCCCCUGAACUGUCGCAACUCUGAUGGUUCCUGGGAUGUCCACGGAGUGGUGAGCUUUGGCUCCAGCAUGGGAUGCAACUACUACAAGAAGCCCUCUGUCUUCACCAGAGUCAGCGCCUACAGCUCCUGGAUCAGCAAUGUGAUGGCCAGUUACUAAGAUGUGGGUUGGUGUUUGGCGUACAUAGUUGGUUGUUGCACCAUGAAAUAAAGCAUGACAUAGCAGA
Molecule: messenger RNA, 880 nt
Organism: Stegastes partitus (bicolor damselfish)
Lineage: Eukaryota; Metazoa; Chordata; Actinopteri; Pomacentridae
Product: chymotrypsin-like elastase family member 2A
Exons: 8
Coding region: 13-813 (266 amino acids)
Biological process (GO): proteolysis
Molecular function (GO): serine-type endopeptidase activity
Source: RefSeq, a predicted model, not a curated record